Molecule: messenger RNA, 2431 nt
Organism: Maniola jurtina (meadow brown)
Lineage: Eukaryota; Metazoa; Arthropoda; Insecta; Lepidoptera; Nymphalidae
Exons: 5
Coding region: 175-2304 (709 amino acids)
Cellular component (GO): extracellular region
Molecular function (GO): chitin binding
Source: RefSeq, a predicted model, not a curated record
GCUAAAGUGUUGAGACAUUUAAAGUCAUUUCUUACGCGAAGCGCGCCGCCCGCACGCGAGUUCGACGACUUUCGGUUUCGAUUAUAAAACUGAUAUUUACGUAAACAUACUGAUUUUGAAUGAAAAGUUGUUUGAAAUUUUCGGAGCAUUGAAUGUUGGAUAUAAUUUGUUACCAUGGAACUUUGGAUGCUAAUAUUUUGCGUUAUACCAGCCAUUGUGACAACAAUCACGAUAUCACCAAACGGUAACAGUCCAGAAAGAAAAAUGUUAGGCGGCAUGGUCGUCGAUACACAAAGAAGACCUUUAACAGACUCUUCAAAACCAGAAGUAUUAAUAAGUAGCAGAAAACUCAAAGAUAACUCAACAAUAUUAGCACUAAACGAAAGGUACAGAAGACUAAUACCGUAUAUGACAUUCUAUUAUGCUAACGACUUAGUAGUACCUACGACAGAAGCACAUAAAACUAAUGUCGAAGUAGAAAAAGCAGAGAUAAUUGAAGCAGGAACUGUGACACCGAACGCGCGAGAAGCAAGAGUAAUUUACAGUCCAAGAUAUAAAAAUAUUCCAAGAUAUCACGGAAACAGAUUAACUCCAAUUAAUAUCGCAUCUGCGCAUCCUACAAAGUUGUAUUACAAAGAAGUACCUGUUUAUCAUAACUCUCCAAAAUCUAACCCUAAUUACCAAUCUUCUUUACCAGAGUAUACAUUGCAAAGUGGUUUAAAUCAUCGGGACAUAAUGUAUGAUAGAUACGUUCCGACACAAAUUAAGGCUCCGAGUACGCCAUUUGCGGCUUCUACUAGAAAACCAUAUUUAGAUUUUCGUGAAAACGUAGAACAGUCUAAUUUCCAAUAUUAUACACCAGAUCAGGCAGAAGCUCCAAGAUAUAAACUAGUACCUUACGAGCAGACUCCUCCUGUUAACGUUGGAAAUGUUGUCACAGCACAAAAACAGUAUAACCCUGCAGCAUUAUCACCAAAGCAACCUAUUCAUGUAAAACCUAGACCGUCUCUUCGCCCUCAACAGUUUACAAUAUACGAUAAUCCUCACACUCAACAGUUGAAGACUAAGAAGCCACCAACAACAAUUUCCGAAAUUUACUACGAAAGAAGACCAGCCUCGGUUCCAGUUCAACCAGUUGUAGAAAAUGGUUUCAGACCAAUUGUUAAUUUGCAAAUAUUAACGACUGAGGCACCUUCAUACACGACGACAUCAAAAGGAGAGCAGUUUCAAAAUUACGUUAAUGACAAAAAUCAAAAAUCACCAAUGGUUGAAGCGGGGACAUUUGCUCCUAAUGAAAAUUACUACAGGCAGGAAUAUGUAGGCGAGCCGGUAUAUACUAGCGGCAAACCAGAGCAACAUGUGUCUUCUGAUUCAGUUUCUUUAGCAGAUUUAUUGAAUUCAUUACAAAUCAAUAAAUCCAUCCCAAAACCAAUAACACGAGAAAAUAUUGGUGCCUCGAUAAGAACUUUAUUACAAGUACUGAGCAGUUUAAAUGCACAAGCUCAGCAGAAUGAAAUUGAAACAGCUGGCCUCAGUUCACCAAAACCAUUUCAAGCGCCUGAAGUUUUGGUUCAAUCAACUCCGUCUCCUGUACUAACGACGACUGCAAAGCCGCAACAUGUUGAUUUCCACGAAGAACCUUAUCUUGCGCCCAUACAGACUCCAUCACAACAUUUAGACGAAUAUCCAACUGGUGGUGGCAGCACCCAACGGUUUCCUCUUCCUGUGACAUCGGACAAUGAGGGCGGUACUCCCGGUCGGCCUGAUGUCGACUACCCUAUACUAACGGUUAUUCCACCGACAAGUUUCGACUGCAAAACACAGCGCUACAAGGGAUUCUUUGCCGAUCCUGACACGAGAUGUCAAGUUUGGCAUUACUGCGAUUUAAACGGCGGCCAAGCUUCCUUCUUGUGUCCGAAUGGUACAAUAUUCUCUCAAGCAGCUCUGACUUGCGACUGGUGGUUCAACGUUCGUUGCGCCUCUACCACGCAGCUGUACGUCUUGAAUGAGAGCCUUUACAAAUAUAUUCUACCACACUCACCCAAGUUUCCUGAAGACUACAGUGGGCCACUUGUUGACAAGUAUCUGAGUUUGAAGUUCAAAGAAAUGGAGGAACAAUUCAAAAAGAACAAAAACAAAAAGGGAGCGACAGAUAAAAUUGAUUCGGAGGAAUCUACUGAAACUAGCUCUUCUGAAGAAAAUGUCAGCAUUGAACAAUCUACUGAAACUUCUAUAAAUCAAGCAAAUGUGAUGAUAGAAUCACCCGGCAGCAGCGGUAAUGUUCAGAGGCUACAAGAUGAGUAACAAGAUUCCCAAAAUUCUACUAAGUACUUCGUACUUAUGAAACUAUUCAUCACCAUCAUUUCAAUUCAUCGCUGUCCCACUACUGAGUACAGGUAUCUCUCAGAAUGAGGAUUUAUCAGGAGGAGGA